GCGGUUUGGCGGGUUGUUUGAGCUCACUUCCGGGUUUCACAUACGGUUUAUAUUCAUAAAUAAUAUCGUUAUAUAUAAGAGAGGAGAUGGUGGAAGGACCCGGAUGUACACUGCAUGGAGAGAAAAUCCGCUCCAGAGUGAAGAAGGGACAGAGAGUGCUGCAGAUUAGAGGAAACGCGGUAAAAGUGUGUAACCAUGGUGGCGGUGCUCCGGGAGACCGGUUCCAGUGUUUCGGUGGCUGUGAGUACACCGGAGUGCAGACGCUGGGUAAAGAACUCUUCGUGUACUUCGGAGGCCGAGCGUUAAGGCUGCACUUCGGGAUGGACGGGUCCAUGCGUAUAAACACAGCGGAGAGGAACGACAGCAGAGGAAAUCCCCCGACUCUCAUCAUCUCACUCACUGAAGACACGCUGACCUUCUACAACACCACUGCUGAAAUCCGACUCUCUGAGGACUGCAGUGAGAAGGUGCGUCUCAUGGCGAGUCUGGACGUCUGUUCUCCGAGCUUCAGUGUGUGUGGUGCGGUGGAGGCGGUGUGUAGAGAGAGCGGCCGCAGUGUGUGUGACGUUCUGCUGGAUCAGUCGGUUCUACCCGGAGUCGGGAACAUCAUCAAGAACGAAGCGCUUUUCCUCACUGCGCUUAAUCCUGCAGUCAAGGUGAAUCGUCUGAAGCCUGAACUCGUCCGGCAUCUGGUGAAAAUGACGCGGGACUUCACGCUGCUCUUUUAUCAGUGUGUUAAAAGGGGCUCGGCGGUCUGUAAGCACUGUAGGGUGUAUAAGCGCUCCAGCUGUGGUCAGUGCAGUGGUGCCGUCACCGUGUGCCGCUUAGGGAACGAUAACAGGAUGACGUACUUCUGCUCGCGCUGCCAGACUGAAGAUCCGACUGAAAUCGACAUCAGUAAACUCCCCGGCCUGAACACGUUACUGAGAUGGACGAGUCAGAGAUCCGUGCAGGACGUCGACCACGUUGCCACAAAAGAGGAAGAAGAGUGGUCAUGUGACCUUUGCACUCUGAUUAACCGACCAAUCACCAAGUUCUGUGAAGCGUGUAUGAGUCCUCGACCGCUGGCUGCAGUGAAGGAUCCUCCCUUCUUUAGUGCACUUAUCCGCUUCCCUCACAACGCUUUCUCCAAACCGCAGCAGGAAGUGAAGCUCCACCGCAGAGCUGCGUUCGGGAACACCACCCUCGUCUUGUCGGACCUCGGCUCCGGACCCGCCCCACCUCCCAGUCACGCCACUGACCGCAGGAGUGGCGUAGGGUUAGGGAGUGACUCCAGCACUGCUGGGAUUGGGACACAGCCCGCACGAACUCAUAUCUUCAAACGAGCCUCACCUGGACUUCCCAGCAUUCCCAGCAAGAGGAGGAAGACCGGGAGCGAACCUCUGACGGGAGGAGAGGUGCAGGAUAAAAACCCGCCCGCUUCGAGCAGUAGCACUACAUCACUACCCACAAUCCCUUGCUGCACCACUCACCGCCGUCCCAGCAUCCUCAGGGUGGUCACUAAAGAGGGAGAGAAUAAGGGCAGGCACUUCUACACUUGCGCACUUCCCCGAGGCUCGCAGUGUAACUUCUUUGAGUGGGCCGACCUGCACUUCCCCACGUGUCAUCACGGUAAACGCUCUCUGAUGAGAACCGUCCUCAAACUGGGGCCGAAUAACGGGCGGCGCUUCUACGUUUGUCCUCUGAAACAGGGGAAACAGUGCGAGUUCUUCCAGUGGGCGGAGAAAAGCCCGUGAACCAAUCAGCUGCUCGCAUGUCUUCACACACAGUUACAUCCAGCACCGUGGAUCAUUUUAUUAAACAUUCCAUUUAAAUAUGCAAAUGUAAGCCAUUUCUUUUCUUUUAUGUUGGAUCUGCUUUCUUUGGGUCCAAUUAAUUAAAUAGUGGAAAUAAAAAAACCCCACUUCAUUACAUUUAUAAAAAUCUUUACAUUCUUCAAGCACGUACAUUAUAUUUACAUACAACUUAUUACGACUUAUUUCCCCCAGUUUCUGAAAGGCUUUAAAAUUUCCUGAAUACAUAUUUUACAUUUUUAUUUUUUAAAUAGAUUUUCAAUUUUUGGGUAAAAACUAAAUUAUUUUAAGAAUCAAAGUAAUAAAAAGAUUGUUUAAAAAUUUUAUUUAAUUUUACCAAAUUUCUAAAGGAGACUUCUUGGAUGGUGUAAAUACAUAUUUACUUCUCUACUGAAUAAAAUAUUAAUAUUGAAUAUUAUUUUUAUUAAAGUAUCAUUAUUAAAAUGAGUUUCUCUGUAC
Molecule: messenger RNA, 2252 nt
Organism: Ictalurus furcatus (blue catfish)
Lineage: Eukaryota; Metazoa; Chordata; Actinopteri; Siluriformes; Ictaluridae
Gene: neil3
Product: nei-like DNA glycosylase 3
Exons: 10
Coding region: 87-1736 (549 amino acids)
Biological process (GO): base-excision repair
Cellular component (GO): nucleus
Molecular function (GO): damaged DNA binding; DNA N-glycosylase activity; DNA-(apurinic or apyrimidinic site) endonuclease activity
Source: RefSeq, a predicted model, not a curated record